CCUAAAUACUAGUCGUAAGUAGUGGCGUACAGAAAUCCGUGUGGGCGGGGCGAUUAUAUCACCAUCACCAUCAUAUAAAUAGAAAAAGAAGAGAAACUCUGGCGAUUGAAACAGAGAGGCAGAUUGCAGCAAAAGAGGAAGAGAGAAAAGGAAAAAAACAGAGGAGGGAGAGAAAGUUACCCUUUUCCCCUUCCGUUUGUUCUCUCCCAUUUUCCAGACUUUUAAAACCAUAAAUCCCAGCUGGGUAUCGAGUUAAAUAGUUACAAUCCGACACCACUGUGAAAAAGUCUCGAUCUUGGCUGGUUUUUACUCCUUUUGGGGGAAGAGAAAGAGGAGUUGUCUCGCUCUAUAUAGGAACAAAGGAUGAGAGCUUUAUCCAUUUCCAGCUAGCUACGAUAGCUAGUUAGUUUUACCCCUAAAGCUUCUGGCUUCUGCUGUUUAUCUUGUACGUAACUCUCUCUCUUUCUCUCUCAGUAAAUUCUGGAUAUGGGGUUUUGAUGAUCUGUGUGUUCUAGUUCUCAUCUCCCUCGAAUUCUCAGCUGGCAAUUCUGUGCCCAGAGCUCAUUUUUGCUGGUACCUCCUCCGUUUUUCUGUUCUUCUAGAUGUGAUUACAAUUACAUUUGUUUCUUGUUAUCUUGGUUCAUGUUUAUGGAAGAUGGGAAUUAACGACAAGAAUAAAAGAUGUCAUCAUCUUUAUAUCUGUGGUCUACGUCUUUUCCCUUCUGGGUUUUGGUUGGUAUCUGAGAAAAAGAUUUUUAAGAGGAAGGAAAGGAAGCCGGGGGAAUUUUUGUGGUCUAAAUACCUUUUGCUUCACUUCUCUCUUCUGGAUUGUGUUUGGUUGCUGAGAAAUUAGAUUCUUGGGAAGAUAAUUACUUUCACAUGUAGAGGAACUAGAAGCAAAAUUAAAAAGCUUUUCCGCCAUCCUUCAUUCCUCUUCUUCCCAGGACCAACUUGCACAUAGAUUAGAGAAGAAAAUGGCAAUCCAACUUGAGGACCCACUUGUGUUUGUUGGGUUGAUUAAUCAGUUCAAUUUGCCAUACCUCUCUCUCUCUCUCUCUCUCAGCAACCAAACAAACCCCAGAAAGUGGAAACUGCUAAUUAGGAAAAUGGCAAGAGUCUCCAUCCCUAGCUGUAGAGGUUGAAGACCCUAAACCUCUUCUUUUUAUUAAUUUCUCUCUUGUCAUUACCUCAUUUGGUUGCUUCCAAAACAUUCUGGAUUGCACCAUUGGAGAAUUUCUGUUCUUUGAAUAUUCGAUCUAUGAUCUAUAGUACUAAUACUAGACUUAGCGGGUAUGUCACAAGAUUUUCAGACUUACAUAUAAAAAUUCUUAGAUCCUCACCUUUCUGACUCACUGGGAAUCUUCUGACUCAGAUAACGUCUUGUGCUUUGUAUUAGGUGUAUAAAAGGAGACACCAUAUACAUUAUUGAUCAGCAGUUCAAUUUCUCUCAAAAUGGGGCAUCUUUCUGCAAUGUUCAAGCUUGCACGGUCUCUCUCUCUGAAGAAAAGCAAGAACUUUUGUGGGGAUGAGGAUAAUGGUGGAGGUGGUGGCAGAGAGGCCGCGAAAGCCAUGGAGAAAGAAGCUAAGAAGAAUGAGUUGAUCUUGAGAUCGUCUGGUUGUGUUAAUGUUGCUGGUUCCAAUAACUUGGCCUCGUUAUUCUCGAAGAGGGGAGAGAAGGGUGUUAAUCAGGAUUGCUUCAUCGUUUGGGAGGAAUUCGGUUGCCAAGAGGACAUGACAUUCUGCGGGAUAUUCGACGGGCAUGGACCAUGGGGACAUUUUGUGGCCAAGAAAGUUAGGGAAUCACUGCCAUCACACCUGCUGUGCAACUGGCAAGAAGCCUUAGCUGCUGCUGAAUCCUCUUCGGUCGAUUAUCUUCUUGACGAAAUCGACUUGGGAUCUGAUAAAAAGCUCCAGAGAUUCAACAUGUGGAAGCAUUGCUACUUAAAGACAUGUGCUGCUGUGGAUCAGGAGCUGGAGCAGCACCGCAGGAUUGAUUCCUUCCACAGUGGCACCACCGCCUUGACCAUCGUCAGACAGGCAAAGUUGCUUUAUAUAGCCAAUGUGGGAGAUUCUAGAGCUGUUUUGGCCACAUCAGAAGAUGGAAUUUUGGUGCCUGUUCAGCUGACUGUAGAUUUCAAGCCCAGCCUACCUCAAGAGGCAGAGAGGAUAGUGGAAUGCAAGGGCAGAGUGUUCUGCCUCGGCGACGAGCCAGGGGUCCAUAGGGUCUGGCUACCGGAUGAAGAAUCGCCAGGGCUUGCAAUGUCUCGAGCUUUCGGAGACUACUGCAUCAAGGAUUUCGGUCUCAUCUCCGUGCCCGAAGUGACCCAGAGGCACAUUUCCAGUAAAGACCAGUUCGUGAUCAUGGCGACGGAUGGAGUGUGGGACGUGGUGUCAAACCAGGAAGCCGUGCAGAUCGUAUCGUCUGUGACAGACCGGUCGAAGGCGGCCAAGUGCCUGGUGAAGGCCGCGAUGAAGGCCUGGAGGCGGCGGAGGAGAGGGAUUGCCAUGGAUGACAUCUCUGCUGUUUGCUUGUUCUUGCAUUCUCCCCCUACACCUCCUCCUUUUGCCGCCACAAAGAUGGUUUGAGACAAAAAUUGGAGAUUCUAUUCUGUUUUGUAAAUUGGGCCACAAAAGUGGGUCGUCGUUGCUUUCCAUGGGUCUCUUUUAAGUUUUAUGGCCAACUACUAGACUUCGUAAGAAAAUCAACCAGUCUCAAGAACAUAUGAGACUGCCCAGAAUAUGAAAAAGGGUCACCUCAAAAAACACAAUUACAAGCAGGUUUCAACGAGAAUUGAAAGAGAACAAGCCGCUGACAAAUCCAGGACACUUUACCUUGUCGACUAACCAAAAUAGAUUUGGCCGUGAUCG
Linum trigynum is the source of this 2868-nucleotide messenger RNA. Lineage: Eukaryota; Viridiplantae; Streptophyta; Magnoliopsida; Malpighiales; Linaceae. The record is from the annotation of a GenBank genome assembly.